UGGGUUAAACAUUAUGAACUCACAGGAUACAACCGGGUUUUAUCAGGAUGCCCAUUAUGAAACGCUGGGGGUCGACAUGGCAAUGAAUCACAAUGAAGGUAGAGAACCGUUUUAUCGGAGGCGGAAUUCCGAGAUUUCCCCAGCAUGGAUGGAUUCUGAUGUAGCAACGGCUCGUUACGUACGUCAGAAUGCAGAGGCUACAUCCAACCCAAAUCUUGAUGUAAUUGCAACCAGUCCAGAUCUUCAAUGGCUUCUGCAGUCCUCUGUACUUUCCCAAUCAGAGACUACCUUGGAAACACCGUCCCCAAUGAUACCAUCCAGCAUGCCUAACUUUUCCUGUUUGUCACAGAGCUCCAGUUCUGACCUGUCCAGUGAAGGAGCAGUGGUGGACAGUGCAGUAGGACACCCUCAUAAACAUAUGUCCUUUGAGGAGCUAGAAAGGAUGAGAAUCCGCAGGGAAAGGAACAGAGUUGCAGCUGCUAGAUGUCGGGAUCGUCGGCGUGAGCUUCUAGACACAUUACAGAAUGAGUCAGAUGAUCUGGAACAAGUAAAGACACAACUGGAGGAAGAGAUUGCUGCACUUGAAAGGGAAAGAGAGAAACUAGAGUUAGUCUUUGAGGCACAUAAGCCCAUUUGCAAAUGCAAUGAUCUUAACCCAGAAUAAACAUGAAUGCUGGUCAUGUUUUGUGCUGAGUCUGCUGGUUCAGACCAGCCUUUUCUAACAAAUAUGCCUAUAUUAGUCAGCGAAAUGCAAAAAUAUAUUUCCAUG
This is a messenger RNA of Xyrauchen texanus (razorback sucker), 769 nucleotides long. RefSeq names its product protein c-Fos-like. NCBI's taxonomy places the organism in Eukaryota, Metazoa, Chordata, Actinopteri, Cypriniformes, Catostomidae. Bases 14 to 664 code for a protein of 216 amino acids. The transcript is spliced from 4 exons. Gene Ontology annotation, biological process: regulation of transcription by RNA polymerase II. The record is from RefSeq and is a predicted model, not a curated record. Gene Ontology annotation, molecular function: DNA-binding transcription factor activity, RNA polymerase II-specific; RNA polymerase II cis-regulatory region sequence-specific DNA binding. Gene Ontology annotation, cellular component: nucleus.